Molecule: messenger RNA, 954 nt
Organism: Chanos chanos (milkfish)
Lineage: Eukaryota; Metazoa; Chordata; Actinopteri; Gonorynchiformes; Chanidae
Gene: bean1
Product: brain expressed, associated with NEDD4, 1
Exons: 6
Coding region: 1-954 (317 amino acids)
Source: RefSeq, a predicted model, not a curated record
AUGGGGAUAUAUUCAAACUUGCGGGCGAUUCUACUGUUGUAUUCAUCUCUUGAAUGCUACCUCUCAGACACUAUCGAAGGUGGCAGGAAUUACUCCAAAGCCUAUGAAGACAUUACUCUCCUGUGCAAAAAGGAGGAGUACAAGUUUGGGACCUGUCUGGUCAACUGGUUACGAUGUUACUAUAGGAAGGACUGUGGAAGGGAGUACAUGUUGAUGAAAUUGAUCUGUUCAGUGAGCUCGAACCAGAGCAGCCCAGCCCAUGAGUACCCAGACUGCAGAGAUGGGGGCAGUGAGGCCAGCCUGCUGGUAUCCCCACUGGUGGUGGCUGGCAUUGUCAUCGGCCUGGUGCUCUUUCUCUCCUGCGUCACCAUUAUAGUGGGCAGCUUACGCAAGGACAGCCGUCUGCGUAACCCUAACCUGCGUGCCAGCUAUGCUCCUGAUGGCUUCUCGUACGGGGGCUCUAUUGGAGAGCUGAGAUCCACGUGUAUUGAGGAAUUUCCUCCAGUGUUUGACUUUGACUCCUACAUGGAGACAGUGUCUCAAGUCAACAUGAUGUAUCCUGAUUCUCCACCUCGUUAUGAUGAAUGUGUAGGACCUGGUGCAACACAGAUAUACGUCCCGACGGACGACCCCCCGCCAUACUCCCUCACAGACCCCUGCCAUACAGACGACCAGCCAGGCCCACACACCUGUCUGGAGAUGGAGGAAAUGCCAACCGGUGCUUCCUGGGUGUCAGCAAGCGGCAUGUCCCAACAUUCUGUAAGACUGCAGGACUUGAGGCAGCAGUCUGUAGCCUCCAUCUCUCUCUCCACACUGCCCUUAGAAGAGGCGCCACCUUAUGAGGCAGUGGUGAGCGAACAGAACCAGCCCAUCCCUCUGAUGCCCAUGGACCUGCUCAAGCACACUACUGAAGAAGGCAGCCCACAACACCCUGUCCCACACCAGAUCCUAUAA